Messenger RNA from Rotaria sordida, 699 nucleotides. The record is from the annotation of a GenBank genome assembly. NCBI's taxonomy places the organism in Eukaryota, Metazoa, Rotifera, Eurotatoria, Philodinida, Philodinidae.
AUGGCAACUACGACUAUGAGUGAACGUUUUCUUGAUGCUGAUGAAGAGCCGUUAGAUACGUUAACAACAUCACUUCCUAACAAAAUUUAUGAAGAACAACCAUUAGUUUCACUUCAAGCAGCUAUCGAACCUUUAAAAAAUUCUAAUGAAGUUCUUCUUAUACCUGGUACAUGUUUACUUGUCACAGGCAAAAGUAUAACAGAUAAAGGAAACUAUGUGAUUCGUUUACAAGAAGAACCUAGUGAAAAUCUUCUUCUAAACUCUCUUAUUGAUAAUCCAUCUUCGAUGGUUGACAUAUCUCCAACAAGCCAAGUCUCUAAUGCAAGUGCAAUUCGAUCAACUACUCAAAUCCUGUCGGCCAAAUUACUUAAGAAGCCUUGGCUAGAUUUUAACUGGCGUUCGAAUGAUGAACAAUCGAUUAUGACUCCAGAAGAUCUAGAAAGCCUCCUGGGCGAUCCCCCAAUAAAUGUCGACAACGCUAUAUUAGAUUGUGUCCAAGGGUCCAUGGUUGGUAUGGCUUUGGGUGAUGCACUCGGUGCCCAUGUCGAAUUUCGACCUCGACAAUAUCUCAUUGAGCAUCCAGUACAAGACCUUACAGGUGGAGGAACAUGGGGACUGAAAAAAGGACAGUUUACGGACGAUACCUCUAUGGCUCUUUGUUUGGCAAGUUCAUUGGUAAAAGGUGCUCGAUUCUUAUAG